CCAUCCCAGGCUGACAGGCGGGCGGGCUCCAGGGCCAGGCACUGCACCUGUCAGGUGAGAGGGUGGAGAGGCUCGGCUGCCAGAUUCAACUGGAAAGGAACCAGUCACUGCCCAGCCACACCUGGGAGCUGGGAUCCGGAGGCAGCUCAGGCCUCCUGCAGCCCUGCGGUUCCCGAGGCAGUGGAGGAGGUAGCAGGAGGCUGGAGGCCAGGGCUUGAGAAGAGGGCCCAGGAGGAGAUAGGGAAGGCAGGGAAGGAAGUGAGGCAGGCUCAGAGAACCUGGCACAGAGAGGGAGACCCAAAGAGAAGCAGGAGGCAGCUGGGCCAAGAGGGCGUGAGAGCUGGAGCCAGUCACACAGUCAGGGAGGAAACAGGCAAGAAGGAGAGGCUGCUAAGCCAGGCAUUGUGCCUGCUGUGGAGACCCAGGAGGCGCUAGCGGGCAAGCGAAGGUGGCUGAGAGGCUCUGUGGCCACUCCAGACAAGCUCAGUGCUGCCUGGUUGGCCCCAACUCCAGAAGGUCAGCUGGCUCCUGGAAAGGUGGAGGAGGGUGGGAGGACUGGGGGAGAGUGGCCUCAGCGUUGGGAUGCGGGCACGGUCAGGGGCCGCCCCGUUCUACCUUCAUGCUAAUGAUGCUGGAGCGCACCAGAGCCCCGAGCUCAACCUUGACCUAGACCCUCACCUCCCCAACUCACCUAAGGGCUCCAUGGAGGGCGACAAGUGCAAGGGGCAAGACCCUUGUCCUCUCCAGUCCAUGCAAGAGCUGGGGAAGGGAGACAAGCGGGAAGAGCAGGGGCUGGGCCCCGAACCCUCAGCGCCCCCACAGCCCAGCGAGGAGGAGGAGGCGCUGAUCGAGUUCCACCGCUCCUACCGAGAGCUCUUCCAGUUCUUCUGCAACAACACUACCAUCCACGGCGCCAUCCGCCUGGUAUGCUCCAAGCACAACCGCAUGAAGACGGCCUUCUGGGCAGUGCUGUGGCUCUGCACCUUCGGCGUCAUGUACUGGCAGUUCGCCUUGCUGUUCGAAGAGUACUUCAGCUACCCCGUAAGCCUCAACAUCAACCUCAAUUCAGACAAGCUGGUCUUCCCUGCCGUCACCGUCUGCACCCUUAAUCCCUACAGAUACACUGAAAUUAAAGAGGAGCUGGAAGAACUGGACCGCAUCACGGAACAGACGCUCUUUGACCUAUACAAAUACAACUACUCCUACACUGUCAAGGCUGGGGCCCGCCGUCGCAGCACCCGCAACCUCAGGAGUGCUCUUCCGUACCCCUUGCAGCGACUAUACGCACCGCCUCCGCCCAACCCAGCCCGCUCCGCACGCAGCUCGUCUUCCAGUGUGCGAGACAACAACCCCCAAGUGGACAGGAAGGACUGGAAGAUCGGCUUCCAACUGUGCAACCAGAACAAAUCAGACUGCUUCUACCAGACAUACUCAUCCGGGGUGGAUGCAGUGAGGGAGUGGUACCGCUUCCAUUACAUCAACAUUCUCUCCAGACUGCCCGACACCUUGCCAUCCCUAGAGGAAGAAGCCUUGGGCAACUUCAUCUUCACUUGCCGCUUCAACCAGGCCCCCUGCGACCAGGCGAAUUACUCUCGCUUCCACCACCCCAUGUACGGGAAUUGCUACACUUUCAACAACAAGAACAACUCCGAUCUCUGGAUGUCCUCCAUGCCUGGAGUCAACAAUGGUCUGUCUCUGACACUGCGCACAGAACAGAAUGACUUCAUCCCCCUGCUGUCCACAGUGACAGGGGCCAGGGUGAUGGUGCACGGGCAGGAUGAGCCUGCCUUUAUGGAUGAUGGUGGCUUCAAUGUGCGGCCUGGUGUGGAGACCUCCAUCAGCAUGAGGAAGGAAGCCCUGGACAGCCUUGGAGGUAACUAUGGUGACUGUACUGAGAAUGGCAGCGAUGUCCCUGUCAAGAACCUUUACCCUUCCAAGUACACACAGCAGGUCUGCAUCCACUCCUGCUUCCAGGAGAACAUGAUCAAGGAGUGCGGCUGUGCCUACAUCUUCUACCCUAAGCCCAAGCAUGUAGAGUACUGUGACUACCGGAAGCAGAGCUCCUGGGGCUACUGCUACUAUAAGCUGCAGGGUGCCUUCUCCUUGGACAGCCUGGGCUGUUUCUCCAAGUGUCGGAAGCCAUGCAGUGUGACCAAUUACAAGCUCUCAGCUGGCUACUCACGAUGGCCGUCCGUGAAGUCCCAGGAUUGGAUCUUCCAGAUGCUGUCCUUGCAGAACAAUUACACGAUCAACAACAAAAGAAAUGGAGUUGCUAAACUCAACAUCUACUUCAAGGAACUGAACUAUAAAACGAAUUCGGAGUCUCCCUCUGUCACGAUGGUCAGCCUCCUGUCCAACCUGGGCAGCCAGUGGAGCCUGUGGUUCGGCUCCUCUGUGCUGUCUGUGGUGGAGAUGGCGGAGCUCAUCUUCGACCUCCUGGUCAUCACAGUCCUCAUGCUGCUGCACAGGUUUCGAAGCCGGUACUGGUCUCCAGGACGAGGGGCCCGGGGUGCCAGGGAAGUGGCCUCCACCCCAGCUUCCUCCUUCCCCUCCCGUUUCUGUCCCCACCCCACAUCUCCACUGCCUUCUUUGCCCCAGCAGGGCACAACCCCUUCCCUGGCCCUGACGGCUCCACCGCCUGCAUAUGCCACCCUAGGCCCCCGUGCCCAUCCGCUGGACUCCGCAGUGCCUGGCCCUUCUGCCUGCGCUCUGAGGGAGCCCUGAGAGAGCAGAAUGCUUCUCUCACCCAGGCCAGUGCUCCUGGGCAAACUGAAGAAUAUCCCCUCUUCAGUGGUACCGUCCACAGCUGCCCAACUGUCUUUGGUGUGCCUGAGGGAGUGGGCUAAGUAAGGGGCCCAGGAAGCUGUCCAGAGAAGGGUGGCUAAUGAGCUGCUCUGAGCUGCCGGGCUCCUUUUUCUGAACACUGCUUUCCGCACAAGCUCAGACAAGUCUCCUUUUCCCUUGGAUCAGCCAAGCCAGACUUGGAGCUUUGACAAGGAACUUUCCUGGGAAACGACCAAGGAACAAAUAUAAACAAGGCGCAGAAAAGCAGCCGCAGGUUUCCUACCCCAUGACCAGAGAUUGGCCUGGCCUCACCGCCUUCAGAGACACAGAUGUCUGCUCCCCCUCUUGAACUUGGGUGGGGAACCCCACCCAAAAGCCCCCUUUGUUAGUUCUUUGGCAAUUCCCCUUUUUCGACUCCCAACUGGGGGCUAGAGUAAGACUGGUAUAGUAAAGGUUUGACCAUUCCUCUUCA
Messenger RNA from Arvicola amphibius (Eurasian water vole), 3256 nucleotides. It is a transcript of the gene Scnn1a, whose product is annotated as sodium channel epithelial 1 subunit alpha. The transcript is spliced from 12 exons. Gene Ontology annotation, cellular component: membrane. NCBI's taxonomy places the organism in Eukaryota, Metazoa, Chordata, Mammalia, Rodentia, Cricetidae. Gene Ontology annotation, molecular function: ligand-gated sodium channel activity. Gene Ontology annotation, biological process: sodium ion transmembrane transport. The coding region runs from base 583 to 2724 and encodes 713 amino acids. The record is from RefSeq and is a predicted model, not a curated record.